This is a messenger RNA of Dacryopinax primogenitus, 792 nucleotides long. RefSeq lists its product as uncharacterized. The transcript has a single exon. Lineage: Eukaryota; Fungi; Basidiomycota; Dacrymycetes; Dacrymycetales; Dacrymycetaceae. The record is from RefSeq and is a predicted model, not a curated record. The coding region runs from base 1 to 792 and encodes 263 amino acids.
AUGCAAAUCACCCCCUUCGCUACCCUCGCCGCCCUCGCCGCUAGCAUUGCUGCCAACUCGCUCAGCAACAACCCAAGCGGUGACCCUGUCAAUGCCAUAACAUUCGAGCAUCGUAGCGUGCCUGCCGAGACUGGAUGCGUGGUCGACCUUGGGAAGGGCCCGUCAAGAACAGCACUGAACCCGUCUUCCGCAGCCGACAAGAGGCGCAUGUUCAGGCAGGGUGCGAGGUUCGGCGAGGAGGCAAUGCAAGAUUCCUUCCCCAGAGGAGUACAUUUCGGCGAGCUGGAUGAGGCGGAGAAGAUAGCACCCGAGCUGGGCGAAAUCGGGGAGCUGAAAUCGGAAGAAUACCGUGGUCAUCACGGCCAUCGUCACCGUCAUCACAAGGGCACCCUCCCGCGUGUUGAACGCCAGCUCAAGUACAAGCACUACCUUUUAGAACCUACUCCGACUGAAGAAGUACCGGCGGCAUCCCCAGCACCGAAAGCCUUACCGCCUUCUAAAUUUGACGACGAUGCUCAAAGUGGUCUUGUGGUGAACGCUGUGUUUGCCGAUUCUGUCGCCGCUCCCCCUGCGCCAGCAUCCGACAGUGCGGCUGGCAGUAGUUCUGCUGCUCCAGCGGCCGUUCCUUCUCCAACUUCUCCGCCCGCACCCACACCUUCCGCUUUCGCUCUCACCUCCCGAAGCUUUGAGGACUCAGAUCACGUUGAUCUGGAGGACCGUCUCGCUAGACCCAAUACUAGGUCCACGCCAACGCCAACGCCAACGAAAGGUCAAAACAACACCGACGGCUAA